Vicugna pacos (alpaca) is the source of this 1427-nucleotide messenger RNA. The record is from RefSeq and is a predicted model, not a curated record. NCBI's taxonomy places the organism in Eukaryota, Metazoa, Chordata, Mammalia, Artiodactyla, Camelidae.
UGUAGUGGAGGAUGACGGGGCUCACCUAGGUGCAGGUUAGGCAGGUGAAGCGCCUCCCCCGGAAACGGAGCUGGAGUGCCCCACCUGCCCUGGCUGCACGGAUCGGAUCCAGCACUUCCAGGUUUCUUGAGCCAGCGGUGACAGCUGAGGCCAUGUGAGUCUGAUCCUGAAUGAGGCUUUAUCUCUGGGUCUUCAUCCAGUCCCAUCGUCCACCGUGGCACCAGCUCCCUCGGCCAGCUGGGAUGGAACAGGCAACCGAGAAAGGCAGAGCCAGAGAGGUGAUGCUGACCAUCCCCUGGACCGUGAGAGGAACAGGACUCUGGGCCUCUAGCUGCCACGCAAGUGGUGGGGGCUCCAGGCUGUGAUCAGUGCCUCUGACCACUGACGCUGCCCUCUGCCCUUACUUGUGCCCAGAUCAGCCAUGUCUGAAGGAGGGGCUCGGGCCCCACCAGGCCGGGGGCUGCCCCCGGAUGUGAUGGCAGAGCAGGUGGAGCUGUGGUGGUCCCAGCAGCCGCGGCGCUCGGCGCUUUGCUUUGCCGUGGCCGUGGGCCUGGUGGCAGGCUGCGGCGGUGGCGUGGCCCUGCUGUCCUCCACCAGCAGUCGCUCGGGUGAGUGGCGCCUGGCAGUGGGCACAGUGCUCUGCUGCUGUGAGCAGACACUGCCCCCGACCCGUGCAGCCGCCCCCUCCACCCACAGUGACCGCAGAGGCAAUGGCAGUGUCUUCAGCAUCUCAGGACAAUUGUCUGCUGGCCAACGUCACGAGACCACGUCCAGCAUCGCCAGCCUCAUCUGACCGAGCCCUCCUUCCCACCACCUGCCUCAGCCCCCACAGAACUGUGCCUGGACGCAAGUGAGUGUGUGUGUGCACACGUGCACCAAGGGGACGGUGACCGUGUAUGAGCAUGUGCAUGUCCCCAGGACUGUCCAGCCCUCUGAGGGACUGUGUGAUGUGUGAGGAAGCGCCCAUGUGUUCCCAGACACCCACAUCACAGGGAGGGGAAUGCUUCUCUUUGGGGCUCACGGAACUGUCAGAGUCUGCCUGGCUGUGUCUGGGGCCUCUAGGCAGAGAAGUGUCUGGGAUCCCUGAAGAUUCCUGGUCCCUAUUCCUAACACCCCUCAAAGCCAACCCCGCCCUGUAACACCCAUCAGGGAUUUCCCCAGGAGAGGCCCACUGCCCACUCUGAGCCCAGUGAGUCCCCUUCAUUGAGGAGCGCGAGCGGUGGCAAAGUGUAAAGGACACAGGCUCCAGAAUAUCAGGCCUGGACUGGAGAACCCCUUGUAUGCUCACCAGCUAGGGGGCUCGGGCCUAACCUCUCUGAGCCCUGGUUUCCUCAAAGUUAUGGUCAUGGUAAUGGUCAUGGAUUGUGAGGGUCAAAUGACAUUGUGGACUGGGCACAUGGCAGAUGUGCAAUAAAGUGCUGGCUCCU